GUGAAAAUAAUGUUCCAGGAGCAGUUUUUAAACAACGCAGCAGAAAAUGCGCUACUACUAUGACGAAUAAAAGAAAGGAAGGAAGGGACACUGACUUUAAAAUGAGUCUAUCUGGGGAAAGAGAAGAGGGGUGCCCUGCCUCUAAAACGAGUGUCUCUGGGGAAAGAGAAGAGUGCCCUGCCUCUGAAUUGAGUGCACUUGGUGACCAUAACAUCAAGGCAAACAGCUCAAUCCAGCUGGAGAGACCAGCCUCCCCUGAACCCAGCUGUGUUUCCAUAAAGAGUAAAAACUCUAUGAUUCAACCUAUCAAGUUCCAGGAUGAAAGCUCAAUCCAGCUGGAGAGACCAGCCUCCCCUGAACCCAGCUGUGUUUCCAUGAAGAGUAAAAACUCUAUGAUUCAACCUAUCAAGUUCCAGGAUGAAAGUGGACUGUCAACUCUGACAGAGGAUCAGUCCAGGUGUUCAGUGUGUGAGCUGGUUCUGAGGGAUCCAGUCUCUAUUAACUGUGGACACAGGUUCUGCCGACAGUGUAUCACCAGAUACUGGGAGCAGCCUGCUUCGUCAGGAGAAUAUGUCUGUCCUCAGUGUAGAAAGAGAUCCAGAACAAGACCUGUACUACAGCAGCUGAGUGAACCCAGUGAGGAUGACAGAGGCUCUGAAAACAAGAAUGAGAGUUUGCAUGGAGCUUUAGAGAAUUAUAAAGCCAGUCUGAAAAGGAGGUAUGAAUGUGUGACAGAAGGCAACGUAAAAACGAACAAUCAGACUCCCCUCAACAGUAUUUACACAGAGCUCUACAUCACAGAGGGAGAAAGUGAAGGGGUUAAUAAUGAACACGAGGUGUGGCAGCUAGAGGCAGCAUCCAGAACGCCAACCUCACACGACACAGCAAUCCACUGCAAUGACAUCUUCAAACCCUUACCUGGCCAAGAGAAACCCAUCAGGACUGUGCUUAUGAUGGGCAUCGCUGGUAUCGGAAAAACUGUCUCUGUGCAGAAAUUCAUCGUAGACUGGGCUGACGGCAAGGCAAACCAAGAUGUGGAUGUCAUAUUUGUGCUUCCUUUCAAGGAGCUAAACUUGAUCAGGGAUAAACAGUACAGUUUGCCCAGACUUCUGAAGUACUUCAACACAGAUCUGGACAAACACAGUGUGAAGAAACUUGUUGCUUGUAAAUCAAUGUUUAUCUUUGAUGGUCUGGAUGAAAGCAGACUUCCAGUGGAUUUUAACUGUAACAAAGUCAUAUCUGAUGUAACACAGACAUCAUCUGUAGAUGUUCUGAUGACAAACCUCAUCAAGGGAAAUCUACUUCCUUCUGCUCUCCUCUGGAUAACUACCAGACCUGCAGCAGCCAAUCAGAUCCCUUCAGGGUGUGUUGACCGGGUCACAGAGGUGAGAGGGUUUAAUGACCCACAGAAAGAGGAGUACUUCAGGAAGAGAUUCAGUGAUGAGGACCUGGCCAGCAGAAUCAUCUCACACAUAAAGACAUCAAGGAGCCUUCACAUCAUGUGUCACAUACCAGUCUUCUGUUGGAUUUUGGCUAUAGUCCUUGAGCACAUGUUGACUACAGAUAAGAGAGGAGAGAUGCCCAAGACUCUGACUGAGAUGUUCACACACUUCCUCUUCAUUCAGACCAGCCACAAGAACCAGAAGUAUCAUGGUAGAGUUGUGAUGAAAGAGGAGCUGAUGGAGUCAGAUAAGGAUGUUCUUCUCAAGCUGGGGAAGCUUGCAUUUGAACAUCUGGAGAAGGGCAAUCUCAUCUUCUAUGAAGAAGACCUGAAAGAGUGUGGCAUCGAUGUACAAGAGGCAUCAGUGUACUCAGGAGUGUGCACAGAAAUCUUCAAAGAAGAGUCAGUGUUAUUUCAGAGAGUGGUGUACUGCUUUGUGCAUCUGAGCAUUCAGGAGUUCCUCUCAGCUGUCUACAUGUACCAUUGUUUCACAACCCAGAACAUGGAUGCACUGAAGCCCUUCCUCAAGAGAAAGACUAAAGCUUCAUCUGAAGAUCUAACGUUACAUGAGUUGCUAAAAAGUACAGUGGAUAAAGCCUUGGAGAGCAAGAAUGGACAUCUAGAUCUUUUUGUCCGCUUCCUUCAUGGCCUCUCAUUGGAGUCUAAUCAGAAACUCCUAGAAGGUCUGGUGACACAGACAGAAAGCAGUCCAGAGAGCAUCCAGAAAACAGUAAGAUACCUAAAGCUGAUGCAGAAGAAGAAUAUCUCCCCUGAGAGGUGCAUCAAUCUCUUCCACUGUCUGAUAGAGAUGAAAGAUCAUUCAGUCCAGGAGGAAAUCCAAAAAUACUUAAAGUCAGACAACCGUUCCAAAAACCUCACUCUUGCAAACUGUUCAGCCCUGGCCUACAUGCUGCAGAUAUCAGAGAACGUUUUGGAUGAGUUUGAUUUGAAGAAAUACAAAACAUCACAAGAGGGUCGUGGGAGACUGAUCCCAGCUGUCAGACGCUGCAGAAAGGCUCUACUCGCUGGCUGUAAACUCACAGCAGAAGUGUGUGAAGUGAUAUCAUCAGCUUUCAGGUCAAACCCCUCCCACCUGACAGUGAUGGAUCUGAGUGACAAUGAACUGAUGGAUUCAGGAGUGAAGAUGCUCUCUGCUGGACUGGGGCAUCCACACUGUAAACUGGAGACUCUGAGGCUGUCAAGCUGUCUGGUCACAGAGGAAGGCUGUGCUUCCCUGGUCUCAGCUCUGAAGUCAAACCCCUCACACCUGAAAGAACUGGAUCUGAGUUACAAUGACUUGAUGGAUACGGGAGUGGAGAAGCUCUCUGCUCUGCUGAAGGACCCACAAUGUAGACUGGAGACUCUGAGGCUGUCAGGCUGUCUGGUCACAGAGGAAGGCUGA
Esox lucius (northern pike) is the source of this 2843-nucleotide messenger RNA. RefSeq names its product NLR family CARD domain-containing protein 3-like. Gene Ontology annotation, molecular function: protein binding. The transcript is spliced from 10 exons. Lineage: Eukaryota; Metazoa; Chordata; Actinopteri; Esociformes; Esocidae. The record is from RefSeq and is a predicted model, not a curated record. Bases 60 to 2843 code for a protein of 927 amino acids.